Molecule: messenger RNA, 438 nt
Organism: Mycosarcoma maydis (corn smut)
Lineage: Eukaryota; Fungi; Basidiomycota; Ustilaginomycetes; Ustilaginales
Exons: 1
Coding region: 1-438 (145 amino acids)
Source: RefSeq, a predicted model, not a curated record
AUGCCACUAGUGAUCCCAGACUCGAGCCAGAUUCCCACCUUGGUGGGAGACUAUUCAAGCGUCACCCAUGAAGCGUUGCGUGAACUCAACCCAGAAACUAUUGUUCAUGAGAUCCAGCGGCUGCAAGACAGUGUUGCUCGUCUUCAAGAUUCGAACCGUCAGAUCGAGCAAUUCGUCCACGAGACUGGCAACGAACUCGGUGACCAAGAUCGCACAGAGAUGAGCAACGCUUGCACCGACAACGAUGCCACCAUCAACAAGCAGAACAACAUCGUGCAGAAGCUCUUUGACGUGUUACAAGAAAAGACGGGUCAGGCGGACGGUCAAGUACACUACGGUCUCAAGCGUCCUUCCAGCACAGCAGAGGCGGCCAUUGAGAACGCGCCCACCGACAGCGCAACUCCGAUGCAGGAAGAGUCAGAAGGCAUUUUCCUCUGA